AUGAACUUGUUCAAUCCCGCAACAGACAAGAACGUGUCCAUGGUGCGCCCCGAGUACUUCAUCAUCAGCGGGCUGUCAGGCGUACGCCACAUCAAAUUGUACUACGUCUUCCUCUUCCUGCUCUAUCUCCUGUCCGUGCUGGGCAACGGCGCCGUCAUGGCUGUCAUUUGCCUGGACCGCAAGCUGAGGACGCCCAAGUACGUAGCCGUCUUCAACCUGGCUUUGGUGGACCUGUUGGGCAGCUCAGCGCUUGUGCCCAAGCUGCUGGAUAUCUUCCUGCUGGGGCGGCGGCGCAUCGCGUACGGGAACUGCCUGGUGUUCCUCUUCUUCUGCUACACGUGUCUGUCCAUGCAGUCCUUCAACCUACUGGCGCUGUCCUACGACCGCCUGCUGGCCAUCAUCUUCCCGCUGCACUAUCAGGUGAGGAUGAGCCACCGCUUCAUGUUCUCGCUCAUCGCCGUUUUCUGGCUGCUGGCGGUGCUGCUGGUGCUGGUGGCGGUGGGCCUGCUGACGAGGCUGUCCUUCUGCCAGUCGCUGGUCAUCAACAGCUACUUCUGCGACCACGGCCAGAUCUACAGGCUGGCAUGCAACAGCCACUUCCCCAACUACGUGGUCAGCUGCCUCUACCCCAUCAUCAUCUUCUGGAUCCCGCUGGCCUUCAUCCUGCUCAGCUACGUGGCCAUCGGCUGCACGCUGGCCAAGGUGGCGGCCGUGCAGGAGCGCCUCAAAGCCUUCAAGACCUGCGUGGCCCACCUGUCGCUGGUGGCCAUCUACUUCAUCCCGCUGCUCAUCACCUUCACGCUCAUGGAGAACAUCCACCCCAACGCCAGGAUCAUCAACCUGUCGCUCACCUCCGUCUUCCCGCCCAUGUUGAACCCCAUCAUCUACACGCUGCAGACGCAGGAGAUCAAGGAGUGUCUCAAGAAACUGCUCGCCAGCCGGCACAGGGCCAAGAUGGCCGGUGGCAGGCCAGCGCACGUUAGCUGA
Doryrhamphus excisus (bluestripe pipefish) is the source of this 987-nucleotide messenger RNA. RefSeq names its product olfactory receptor 1E16-like. NCBI's taxonomy places the organism in Eukaryota, Metazoa, Chordata, Actinopteri, Syngnathiformes, Syngnathidae. Gene Ontology annotation, biological process: detection of chemical stimulus involved in sensory perception of smell; G protein-coupled receptor signaling pathway. The record is from RefSeq and is a predicted model, not a curated record. Gene Ontology annotation, molecular function: G protein-coupled receptor activity; olfactory receptor activity; odorant binding. Gene Ontology annotation, cellular component: membrane.